Molecule: messenger RNA, 849 nt
Organism: Paramecium octaurelia
Lineage: Eukaryota; Ciliophora; Oligohymenophorea; Peniculida; Parameciidae
Source: the annotation of a GenBank genome assembly
AUGAAUAAAGACAAUCAGAAUGCUUAAGUGAUUCUCAAGGCGAGUCUCGCAAGGACCAGAAUUACCAAGAUUCUAUAAAAAAAGCCAGACUUCCAAUUAAAACUUAAGCUACAUGCUCUAGACUCGAUCCUUUCCAAUUUGCCCACUGAAGAGGAGUCUCCUCCACAACAGGCAUCGCUACCACUUUAAUCUUCUUCAGUACUCCACAGGGCUAAGGAAAUAAUUACAGCCAGAAAGCAAAAUAUAAAUUUCGAUUCCGUUUACUUGGAACUCAAGAAAGAGACGUUCGAUUAAGAUUCGUUCAAUCAAUUGAUUGUAGAAAAUCUCGACAAAUAUACUCAUCAUCAAGAUACAACCUUGAAGAAAGCUCCUCCCAUGAUAAAACACAAAUCUGAACAGCAAAUUGUUCAUGGAUACUAGCUGUUACCGAAAGUUGCAAUUAGUAAUCAGAUAAAACGAAAAAAGGAAACCAUGAGGCAACUUAAUUAACAACUAAAAAGCGAUCAAUAGUUAGUUAAAUAAUAAACUUUGAGGGAGCUUUAAUAAAUGAAAUUGCCCGAUAUUUUUUAAAGUGUUACUAUCAAUGAUUUAAAAUAAAAAGAAAACAUCCAAAAAUUCGUAUUAUAAGGAGAGUUUUAUUAAUAAUGGAGAAAGUCCUUUAAACUAAAUAAGCCUCCUUCUUUGGUUCAAUCUUUUAAGAGCAUUAACUAAUAUUUGUUAGAUUCAGCAGACUACUUAGAUAAACUAAAUAAAAUUGAUAGAAAACAAAUAAAAGUUUAGAUGGAGUCGUUGAAUGAGUUUGCUGGGAUUCAAUAUGGAAAAUUGAAGAUCAAAACAGAUCCAUGUUGA